This is a messenger RNA of Lachancea fermentati, 936 nucleotides long. The record is from the annotation of a GenBank genome assembly. Lineage: Eukaryota; Fungi; Ascomycota; Saccharomycetes; Saccharomycetales; Saccharomycetaceae.
AUGUUUAGAAGGGCUUUCUCCACUGGGUUUCGUCUUCUACAGCAGAAUGGAAAACCAUCGUCGAUAUCCCACGCUGAGUUUUUGUCGAAGUACUAUCCUAAGGAACUUGUGAAGUCCAUUCAACUUGCAGAAUCGGUCAUCCCACCAGACACAAAAUUUGAGGUGUCGACCAAUGUCGAGUUUUCUCCCUCUUAUCUGGACGAUUUUUCGAAAUUGGAUCCUUACUGGGAUUACAAGCCAGGUCUUCCCAACAUCCAUUCGCAAGAGCCCUCCUCUGUGUACGACUUCAAUGAAAUCCAACAGAAGAUUCCCAAUGGGCAAGAUGUUCCUCCGGGUUCAUCCAUACCACGCUUAGACGGUGGUCGCUCUUCUGCAACUGCUGAAAUUGCACGUGGUCUGCGCAAACAGACUGGUGUAGAUGUUGACUAUAUCACAAAGAAACUGGUUAUGCGUCCAUUGAUCAUGAAACGUGUUUCCAAUCAGACUGGUAAGGGUAAGAUUCCAAGUUUUUAUGCUCUUGUUGUUGUGGGUGACCGUAACGGUAUGGUUGGUCUCGGCGAGGGCAAAUCCAGAGACGAGAUGUCGAAAGCGGUCUCCAAGGCACACAGGGAUGCUAUUCGUAACCUCAAAGAAAUUCCAAGGUACGAGAAAAGAACUAUAUAUGGAGAUAUUGACCACAGAUACCACGGAGUUAAACUAUUUCUCAGAUCAGUGAAGCCCGGUUUUGGACUCAGAGUUAACCAUAUCAUUUAUGAAAUCUGUGAAUGCGCAGGUAUCAAAGAUUUGAGUGGGAAGGUCUACAAGAGUAGAAAUGAAAUGAACAUCGCUAAGGGAACACUCGAGGCUUUGACAACUGCCCAACAGACCUUAGAUGAGAUUGCAUUAGGAAGGGGUAAGAAGGUCAUUGAUGUGAGAAAGGCAUACUACUCCAGUUAG